Molecule: messenger RNA, 4980 nt
Organism: Lytechinus variegatus (green sea urchin)
Lineage: Eukaryota; Metazoa; Echinodermata; Echinoidea; Temnopleuroida; Toxopneustidae
Exons: 12
Coding region: 1031-4603 (1190 amino acids)
Source: RefSeq, a predicted model, not a curated record
CUAUCAUUUGUAAAAUUGCAACAGAAUAUUUGCCAUUGAUCGCAAAUAUUUUCUUGCAACACCCCCUAAUAUCAAUACCACCAUCCACACAUAAACACUCUCUCCUUGUAGAGUCUUUCUCCCUUUAUUUUUACAUAUUUACAUUUACGAAAGUAAAAACUUUCUGGCGAUGGUAAGCUGGUUUCGACUGUCAAGGAUAUCCCUUUCAACUUGAUGGAAAGUACUCUUGAGUUUUUAUGCCUAACUGAAAAUUACUCCCCGUGACAGAUAUAGAACAAGGAAGACUUUCGACUGAAUUUGAUUAAAAUGAUUAUGGUAUGCACAAUAUGCCUUAAUUGUUCUCAUUUGAUUACGAAGCGCCGGGAAAUAAUGUCGACUUUUCGUUGCCUUCCCUCGGCCUUACUCUGUUCAAAGUGGUCUUACCCCUGUUGUGGUUUCCAAAUUUCAACCUCUGUCCUUUCUAAACGAAGAUGCAACUUAUCCAGACAUAAAGAGAAGGUUGUUUUCAUGUGAUUAUUUGUUUUAUUUUGUACCCUGAAGUGAAGAGGAAGCUUUAGAGGCAAAAAAUCGUUCAUAUCGCUUUCUGUGUUCGAGGUGUACCGUGUUUUUAUUUGUCGUGAAUGAAGUUAAUGUUAUACCUCUUUCAUUAUUUUCUGAUGAAAAAAUUGCUGGAAUUAAAGUCGUCAGAAUCAUCAGAGAGUUUCUGCAAAGCAUAUCAGUUUCUUGCCAUAAUGCAAUGAUUGCCAGAAGAUAUCUAGGUUGCCGUGGAAUCUUCAUUAUAAGUCAAUCUUGGACUUAGUCUUGAAUUUUUUUUUGGAAACGACCAUUGACGUGAUUGAGACACAGACGACCGGAAUGUAGAAUUUGGAAAAUUAUCCGGUUUGUUCUUGUUCGGGACGACUUGUGUGAUAAAUGACACUAGGUCCUUAAACAGUCAUCGGAACAAAUCACUACCAGUUCAUCAUUGCUUGGAAGUUACAUUUGAAAACAAUUGCUUUGCUGAUAGAUGUAAGCGAGAUCACAAACAAUUAUGGCAACGAUAGAUGUACGGACAUUGUACGGUACUCCACAUCGCGUAAGUAAUGCCUCGAAAACAGUCGAAAAAGAGGCAACAGUCGCCGACCUUACCUGGGUUGACACGACACAUAAAAUCGGGGAAAUCGUCUCGAGGAGCCCGCCACUUCUACCCAUCCUGAUCAAGUGUGACGGGAUGUCGUCCGACCCGUACAUCGCCACCAAGAUCCAGCCGGGCGACAUCAUGAAACUCAGCCGACUUCAAACCAUCGACAUCGUCCAGGCAACUGUCGAGUUCAAGUCCAGUGCCGCGGAGCACUUGAAGGGCAUGGAUGAAUACAACGGAAUCCACCUGCCGUCUUUCCUGGCCAUUCCAAAGUCGAUGGAGUCCAUUUCAUUCGAGGUCGUACGCGGCAGCGUCCGGUACAGUACACCGUUGGGGUUCCAAGACAGUCUGAAGCCCUUUUCGAAGAGGUCUUCGAUUCUGAAAGGAAAUAGGAGUUCGGUUCGGUUUAAGACCGUCAAGGAAUUGUCGAAUCAUCUGCCGAGGUUUGUGAAAGUGAUCAAAGCAUCGCGGAAGAUCAGACAGAAUACGAAGAUCGUCGAUGGCCAUGUUCUGGAGGUUAUGGGAAUACACUCCCCAUGGGCGACACGAGAUAAAUACUUGAGCUGCCGUAUUGACCAACCUGAUGGCCAAGUAUGCAAACUGGAUCUGAAAUGGAACGGUAUAUUCGACACUAUCCCUGACAUGAAGCGGUACAAUAUACAGGAUCUUCUCCGUGUCUACCGCUUACCGAUCACUGUGCGUGUUCGAGACUUUAGUCCAAGUGAAUGGGUUCCUCAAAAGACUUCAUCUCAACUCAAAGCAAUCAAAACCCUCGACCUCAACCUAACCAUAGAGAAAGAGGAGACGGUGGAGUUCGCAAUGGCUAUCACCAACAAUCUGAUAUCGCCGUCGUCGGCGGCGUCGGGGGCUUGUCGGGAUCAGAACGAUUCCAGGCUCAUGGUUCUGUCGAAGAACAUCGACGUCAACUUCGUGACCUCGUCGGAUAUGACGAAGAGUCCAAGACGUUACGCCGAAGUUAUGAACCAGAUGGGAAACAUUGGGGACUCCAUGAUCUCCAUGCUGUCAAAGGACAUCUAUUUUAACGAGUAUGGAUCACCAAUGGCGGUUUUAGUUCCGUUUUCAGAUAUUCAACCCAAGAUUUACGGAACUCCAGAAAAGGCACUAUCCCGUCCAUCUUAUCUAAGAGAACACGAUACGGAGAGACGUCGAACCUCUAGCCAUCACUACAUUGACCUCGAUGUUACUUCUGAAGAAGGCGGUGAGGGUGAGGAUGACACGGUUGGUGACGAGCGUACCCUCGGAGGGGCCGAUCCCGAUGACCCGUAUGUUAGCCUUGGUGCCAUACGGCGAAAAGAAGAGAGGGACAAAAGCGUGAGUCCACUUAAAGAGGGUGGAUUUGCAAAUUGCAGUCAGUCACUCGAUGAUGAGUUUGGUACUGACUACACAAUCCUCAGAUCCCCUCUGGUCCCCGGCAUGGUGCCGUCUCCCUCCUUGAAGAGCAUCCUUCGGUUCACGCAGGAUUUGACCGAAAGCUCUUCGUACUACCAAGUUCCGAAGAAUAGGAGCAUUGAUGAGGAUAUUUAUAUUGAUGAGGAUGGUGCAAGCAGUCAGAGCGAUGACGAGGAGCUACAAGAGUUGAAAACAACCGGUGUGCCAGGAAACUUCCCAAGAAAAUCUUUAAGAAGUCGAUGUCCUGACUCCCUUCCUCGGAAUGCGCCGCCUCCUAUUCCAGACCGCUCACCACUUUAUCGAAGAGAGUCCACACCCAUUACGCUUGGAGGAUUUACACAAAGAACCGCUUCUACUUUGGGUGCUUCAAUGGUUAAUGGUUUGGGAAGGAAUACGCUUUCGCCAGCAACUCCAGUUUCACGUAAAGAUACGUCGGCAGUGAACAAGACGUCCAUGGACACCGUGAUGUCGUCUCUGUUAUUCGAAUUUCGAGCUCGCCAUAGUGUAACCAAUUUCUCGUCAGCUACAGUUGAUGGCCAGAACAGCUUGACCGGACUAUCCGGAAACCAGCCGAUCGACAUGAUCGAUGACAUACCACCACCUCUUCCUCCUCCUCGGCAAACGAUAGCUCCCUAUCCUGAAAAGGUCCAAGAAACAUCACCGUCACCCCCACCACCGUCGCCUCCAUCGCCAACACCAUCAUCAUCUUCUUCUUCAUCACCAUCGCCACCACCGCCACCGCUUCCAUCGCCACCUUCCGAAGACGGCGUGAAAGACUUGAGCGAGCUUCCUCUCGCCGACUUUCCUCCUCCUCUUCCAGCGAGGUCGCUUUCUCUGGCUUCCUUGUCUUCGUUGACAUCUGGGGUCUCGGCCGCCUCUGUAGCUUCUGUAGAUUCAGUGAAAUCAGCGACAUCGGUGGAGAGUCUUACAAGCCUAUCAUCAUCUACAGGCUUACCAAUGUCGGAUAGCCAAAGUUUCCCAGAUUCAAUCAAGACUAUGACGUUGAAAGCGAAUGACUUGAAUCGCUACCCAACGUUCUCCACGAUGCGACACAAGCGCACCGAAACGCUGGGAAGGAUGCAUGAAAAGGGAAGUGUUUCACUGGGGCGUUCCGUAUCAUGCUUGUCUCCACACGGCCAUCGGAACCUCGCGGCCGCCAAUCGGAAGUUGCCACCGCUUCCGAUGAGCAAUAAGCAGUCCGAGGUGUCGCCGAUUUCCGACUAUACUCUUGAACCAAAGGCAACACCUCCCAGACGACAACGUCCAUUUAGUAGCGAGAACAUCCUCGAAGGCAGUCGGGAUUUGCCACCUCCGCUUCCGGCAGACCGAUCAUCAUCCAUGGAGAACUUGCUUCGUCACAAUAGGGGUAAUGCUCACUCUCACGAAGUACCUGCUACGGGACCGGCUACACCACCUCGGAUGUCGGCAACGCCCUCAAAAUCAUCUGUAAAAGUUAAACGUCAACGGAGUUACUUCCCUUCAAACCGCAGUAGGGCUUCGACCAUACAGAAACCCCAAAUCCCCACCGCCAACAUCGCCCCGAGACCUUCACCACUAAGCAACAUCAUGCUCUCUCUGUCGAAGUCACACGACGGGGCUAUCCCUCGAAGACAUGAUCCAUUACCUAGCCACCCAGCGACUUCAACAGAAGAUGGCGAUUCUGAUGGCAAUUCCGAUGAUGAUUCCGAUGAUGAUGGCGAUCAUAAUUAUCUCUAUCCAGAGGCGCCGACAUAUGACGACACUCAAACGUACUCAUCGAAUAGAGCUGCUUUGAAUGCAACGCCUCCAACUGUACCGGCUCGAAUCGCCAAAAAAUCUGCCAGCCUACCCCGCAGUUGCAUCAAGAACCUCAAGGAUGUACCAGUGGACAUCGCUACCCUUAGCUGCGAUCAGAUCGCUCAGGCACUUCGUCUUCUUAACAUCCGUGAUGAUAUCAUCGACAAGCUCCGAUCGGAAAAGAUGAACGGCGAGCUUCUAAAGUCGAUGUCCGAGGAGAUUCUUCGAACCGAGUUUCACAUGUCACAAUUCCACGCCAUCAAAGUCAUCAAGUUCGUCAACGGAUGGCGACCCUAAGAGAUUUGCAUCAGAGUCAUCAAUUUCAUCAACGGAUGGUGACCUUAAGAGAUUACAUCAAAUUCAUUUAGUUCUUCAACGGGUUGCGAUCUAAGAGACCUUAUUUAUGUCCAGAAACUGACAAGUGGGGUGGUGACUUUGAUGUACAUGGCCAUACUUAUCGAUGUCGUAUCAACAUGAUUCAGAUUCAUUUAUUUCACACCUCUUUAAAAUGAACAAAAAAUACAUGAAUACAAAUAAAAUUCUUAUACAACAGAACAGACAUUGACAGGUAUAAAUUAUAAGUAGUCGUAAACAUAGUAAAACCCACUAAACAUGGUAAAUAAAAACAAUGAUUUCCGCUGUACGGCGGAUCAAGUCACCAUUUUCACGAAUUG